CCCGAGCGAGUCGGUCGUGGCGGCGCAGCCCGCUCCCCCGCGCCCUAUGUGAGGGAAUCGGGGAGGCCAGCGGCGCGCAGGGGAGGGCGAGGCAUGUGCACGGGCCGGAGGGUGCUGCAGCCGCCCGAGGAAGAGGAGGACGGCGGCGGCGAGGAGGAGAGCGGGGGACUCGCGGCGGCGGGCCCGGGCCGCGGGGAUGCAGCGGACUGUGUGUGUCUGGCUGUAGCUGACGCGAGGCGGCGAGGAGGCGCCGGAGACCCGCGAGAGGGGCGACCGGGAGGCGGCGGCGGCCGAGAGAAGUAGCAGCAGGACGGGCGGCGGCGGCAGCGGAGACGGCAGCCCUGAAAUGCAUUUUCUUCUCCAGCGGCCAUGUUAACCAGGAAACCUUCGGCCGCCGCUCCCGCCGCCUACCCGACCGGCCGAGGAGGGGACAGCGCCGUUCGUCAGCUUCAGGCUUCCCCGGGGCUCGGUGCGGGGGCUCCCCGGAGCGGAGUGGGGACCGGCCCGCCCUCCCCGAUCGCCCUGCCGCCUCUCCGGGCCAGCAACGCUGCCGCCGCAGCGCACACGAUCGGCGGCAGUAAGCACACAAUGAAUGAUCACUUACACGUCAGCAGCCACGGCCACGGCCAGAUCCAGGUUCAGCAGCUGUUCGAGGACAACAGUAACAAGCGGACAGUGCUCACGACACAGCCCAAUGGGCUCACCACGGUGGGGAAGGCGGGCUUGCCGGUGGUGCCCGAGCGGCAGCUGGAGAGCGUCCACAGACGGCAGGGCAGCGCCACAUCUCUGAAGUCUAUGGAAGGCCUGGGGAAGGCGAAGGCCACCCCCCUGACCCCUGAACAAGCAAUGAAGCAAUACAUGCAAAAGCUGACCACCUUUGAGCACCAUGAGAUUUUCAGCUACCCUGAGAUCUAUUUCUUGGGUCCAAAUGCAAAGAAGCGCCAGGGCAUGACCGGUGGGCCCAACAAUGGAGGCUACGACGACGACCAGGGAUCCUACGUGCAGGUGCCCCAUGACCACGUGGCUUACAGGUACGAGGUCCUCAAGGUCAUCGGAAAGGGAAGCUUCGGGCAGGUGGUCAAGGCCUACGACCACAAAGUCCACCAGCACGUGGCCCUGAAGAUGGUGCGGAACGAGAAGCGGUUCCACCGGCAGGCGGCAGAGGAGAUCCGAAUCCUGGAGCACCUGCGGAAGCAGGACAAGGACAACACCAUGAACGUCAUCCACAUGCUGGAGAACUUCACCUUCCGGAACCAUAUCUGCAUGACGUUUGAGCUGCUGAGCAUGAACCUUUAUGAGCUCAUCAAGAAGAAUAAGUUCCAGGGCUUCAGCCUGCCUCUGGUUCGCAAGUUUGCCCACUCGAUUCUACAGUGCUUGGAUGCUUUGCACAAGAACAGAAUCAUUCACUGUGACCUUAAGCCCGAGAACAUUUUGUUAAAACAGCAGGGUAGAAGCGGGAUUAAAGUGAUCGAUUUCGGCUCCAGUUGUUACGAGCAUCAGCGUGUCUACACGUACAUUCAGUCCCGUUUUUACCGGGCUCCGGAAGUGAUCCUCGGCGCCAGAUACGGCAUGCCCAUCGACAUGUGGAGCCUGGGUUGCAUUCUAGCAGAGCUCCUGACUGGUUACCCACUCUUGCCUGGGGAAGAUGAAGGGGACCAGCUGGCUUGUAUGAUUGAACUCUUGGGCAUGCCCUCUCAGAAACUGCUGGAUGCGUCCAAACGAGCCAAAAAUUUUGUGAGCUCCAAGGGUUAUCCCCGUUACUGCACGGUCACGACUCUCUCAGACGGCUCUGUGGUUCUCAAUGGAGGCCGUUCCCGGCGGGGGAAACUGAGGGGCCCACCCGAGAGCAGAGAGUGGGGGAAUGCACUGAAGGGGUGUGACGAUCCCCUUUUCCUUGACUUCUUAAAACAGUGUUUAGAAUGGGAUCCUGCGGUUCGCAUGACCCCUGGCCAGGCUUUACGGCACCCCUGGCUGAGGAGGCGGUUGCCAAAGCCUCCGACGGGGGAGAAGACAUCCGUGAAAAGGAUAACCGAGAGCACUGGUGCUAUCACAUCCAUUUCCAAGUUACCUCCACCUUCCAGCUCAGCUUCCAAACUGAGGACUAAUUUGGCACAGAUGACGGAUGCCAAUGGGAAUAUUCAGCAGAGGACAGUGUUGCCAAAACUUGUUAGCUGAGCUGAGUCCCCCGAUGCUGGUAAUCUGAAAGAUACGACGUUGCUGAGCCUUAUCGGGUUGAAAAGGAGUAGCUCAGACCUGUUUUUAUUUGCUCAAUAACUCAACUCAUUUGUAUCUUUUCAGCACUUAUUUUAAUGUAAGAAAGUUGUUCAUUUUGUUUUUAUAAAAUACAUGGGGACAAUGCUUUAAGUUUUUAUACUUCCUGAAACUGUUUUUGUGUUCUAAAAGUAUGAUGAGCCUUACUGUAUCUAGUGUGGCAGAGUAAUAAACAUCAGUGGCAGGCCAUUGAUUACUUCGUGACUGCUGCGCAUUUACAGAUUGGUGUCGAAGACAUUCACUGUUUCUAUGGUUCAUAGUAUAUUCUCCCCAGGCGACUGCCCCCCGAAGGGCCCCCUCCUCCCUCCAUGCACCAGGUUCAUGCACAGGGGUAGCAGGUCCUGCCUCCGUUUGCCGUAAGUCUCGUGGGUGAUAGCAAGGGCGGGAGAAGAAUGGUCAGGAAAACAGCGAUACUCUAAGGAGAACUGCACCUUAGGGACUUUUUUCCCCAACCAGUGGUCAAACAGACAUGACCUCCCCAAGGUUGUAAAUGCCCGCUUAGCCUUCUGACUUUCUAAAAGGUGGCCAAGCACACCUGGGUGGAUAAACGGAAAUGUAUGUGUUCCUUCAAAUUUUCUAAUAUGAUCAGCAAGCUGUUUUGUAAAGAAGCCUCAGAUUACGGACUUGGUUUUGCACCUAAAUAUAGAAAUGUAUUCCAUAAACUGUUCCUUCUCUUUGCUUUCCUCCUCUCUGUUCCUCUUUUACCACACAUCUGUUGCUUGCAUUUAGGUUUUUUUUUUUUUUCCUUCCCUCAGAUAUAUAUCCCAGACUGAAGAGAGACAUUUCAGCUGUGAUUAUGACCAUUGUUUCAUAUCCCAGUUUAAAAAAGAACAGCAGCCUAGCUACUUAAGGUGGGGAUUUCCAUAGUUCCAAAGGUUUAGCAAAUUAGAGUGAGUUCACACUUUUCAGGUGCCACUGUAAGGUUCUCUUAGCCUGGGAAAGCAUCAACUCUUUCUUUAAAGAGAAAGAAGGUUGAAAAUCCUCUUGCUGAACAGAAGUCAUUGUGACUGUUCAAUGAGACCAAUUUUAAUAACAAAUUUAAAGGAGGAGAAGCUCAAAUGCAAGUUAAAUGGUUUGACUUAUUUGCGUCAUUAGAAAUACCACAAAUUGCAUUUCUCUAUCUUACUUUCUUUUGGAUUGCACUGAUUGUUUUUGUGGGAAUGACACUUUACCUGGGAAAGUAACUGAGAGUUAGGUAAAAGAAUAUUUUCGUCUCUGAAUAAUAAUUAUUUUCAAAGUGAAAAAUUCAGUAUUUUAUCACUAAUGUAUGAGCAGUGAUAUUUAACAAUUUCAAGGCACGUUGAAGAAAUUUUUUAGUAUGUGCAAUUUAAUAUAGAAAGAUUUUUGCCUGUUUGGAAAAUAGGUUUUGGGUAGUGUAAACUAGGAUAAAUAAUCUUUUAUAUGCACAGAUAUUAUUGUAUUGCCUGUAAAUUGAUUUACAAGUACUUAAAGCAUGGUCCCCGGCGAGGCCAAGAAAGUUUCCGGUUAAGUUCUUUAACUAUUAGUCCUACAGUUUCUCUUAACUUAAAAGAAAAAAGAAAGUAGUUUUUGGAAUAAAACACUUAUCUUGAGGUUUUGUCAGUUGUUGGUGGAGAAAAACGCUCAGGAAAUAUUACAGAUAUUUGCCAAAAAACAGUAAUAAGAUUAGCUUAUUAAAAAGAUAGUGAUGUUGUUAUUUGCUUUUCUAUUUAAGGGUGUCACUGAUAAAUUACUUUGUACUUCUGUAUUUAGAAAUUAGAGCUUCUUUCCCCAAAUUCUUUAGCAUACUAUACACAUCUCUGUGUAAUCUGUGGAAGUGCAAUAAUAUGUUAGUAAGUUGCUUUUUAAAUGAUGCUCACGUGAUGAAACCUCCAAUCAGUGGCUUAUGGAAUUUAAAGACUGUAUUUAUUAUUGAAAUUCUGACUUAAAGGCAUAAUUGGUAUGGUGGCUUUGUAAAAACCAUAAGCCUCUGAAUGAUGGUUUGCUUCUUGAGGUCAGUAAAAGAAACAAAAACAUAAAGGCUGUUUUCCCCUUGCAAUGCUCCUCUUCCAUACCCACCCUCGUCUUCACAGUUAGGUUUCUAUGAACUUGAGCCUGCCAUUAGUAGAAAUUUCCCUUUAAAAUACAUGUGAAAAUCUAUAAAUGGACUAAUACUGCUUGUCUUUCCCCCACCACAUAAAACUAGUUCUUAAGAUGCCAAUAGUACAUUUGUGACUAUAUUCACAAAUGUAACCGGAAACUUUUAAGCCAAACUAUAAUGUGCAGUGCUAUGCACCCCCAUCCCCAAAUACAGUGAAAUUUACUUCAUUCACAAAGAGCCACCGUGUUCAGUGUUUCGUGAUAGGGCUGCUUUGAAAAAAAAUUCUAGCUUAAUUACGAUGUCCAAAAAAGAAAAAAAAAAUGUUGCAUCUCUGUGAUCUUAAAUAAAUGAAGGGCUCUAAUAGGCUACUAGGAGUUGGCUUGGAAACAGUCCUUGGUCUCACAGGUUACCAUUGUCUAGGGAUGUCUGAGCUGUUUUCAGAUUUCAGACUAGCACAGUGUCUUGUCUUUGGUUGCAGUCUCAUCUGGCUCCGUUCCUUGCACCUCCACAGUGCGCAUGAGCACGUCAGGGCGUUGCUACGACAGUGGAACACUACGGUGACGCGGGACAGUGCAGAUCACCAGUAGAGGAGAAGCUGUGCCCUUAGUGUUAACAAUGUGCCUUUUGUUCCGAAUGCCAUGUUGUAGGGCAUGCAUUUUUGGGCCUCUUUAACUCUUUGAAUACCAGGCAGUGAGGAUGGAACCCACCUCUGCAGAGCUACAUCUGUCUUAAAUACCCAGUUACUUACAGGCCUUAAUAGAAACCGUAAGGCGUGACUCAUCAUCAGGCAUUGAGGAAGGUAACCACUGGUUAGUCACACAGGAAAUUCCUAUGUUUAAGGGGUUAAAGAUGGUCUUUGUUGUAUCUGAACAUCAGACUGAUUUUUUAAAUGAUAUUUUUUUGUUACGCUAACACUAGACAAAAACCAACUGUAUUUGUAAAAAUUUACCUCAAACCAUUUAAUUUUAUAGUGUGAUUAAUCCCAGGGCAUUUGGUCUGAACCAAAGUGCAUUCCUUUUCUAUGUGCCUGGCUCUAGUACGGAUGGCCAGGGAUUUUUACAAUUUGGGUGCAAGGCACUUCAGCCACUUUUAAACUUAAUGUGUGGUUUGGAGUCGUGUUCAAGGACUCCAUCAGGAGGUUAGGCAACACUUCAGGCAUCAGUAGCAUUGGGCCAUAUUGGAAUCUUAAAAGUGUGAAUUAUUUUAAGGAGAGCAUUCAUUUUUGUAAUUUUUUUCAUCAAGAAUAUUUCUGGUAAGCAGAAGACUUUAAAAAAAAAAACUGAUUUGGUUGGUAAAGGUUUUAAUAUCGCCCAACAUAAUGCUGUGGUAGCAUUUAAAAAAAAAGUAUUUGUCAACUCUUGUUUCUUAGGGGCUUGUACAUCUCUCUGCUAUGGACAUAUAAAAUUAAUUGUAAUUAUACUCAGCUCAACUGCUACAGUUAUGUCUAGGCAGUGGCUUGGGUUUUUAUCGAGCAACAACUUAGACACGUGACUGUAAUAUGCUGCAACUGUGUGUACUGAAAAUAUGUGAAAAUGGUUGAAUGUGGACUGUGUAUAUAUGUAUGUAAACAUUUCUGUGAGAUGCUGCUGUCGCCACUUAACAUGAAAUAUGUUCUGGUGGAUUUUAAUCCUAGUGGCCAGUUCUAUGAUACUGUAUGUAUUGUACAGCUGAAGACAGGAGUAAGACUGUUCAGUGAAUAUUUGUUACAUUUUAUUGUCGUGGCCAGAGAUAAUUUCAGAAUAAAAAUUUAAUGUCCUA
This is a messenger RNA of Neogale vison (American mink), 6088 nucleotides long. RefSeq names its product dual specificity tyrosine phosphorylation regulated kinase 2 (gene DYRK2). The transcript is spliced from 3 exons. Gene Ontology annotation, biological process: peptidyl-threonine phosphorylation; peptidyl-serine phosphorylation. The coding region runs from base 370 to 2175 and encodes 601 amino acids. The record is from RefSeq and is a predicted model, not a curated record. Lineage: Eukaryota; Metazoa; Chordata; Mammalia; Carnivora; Mustelidae. Gene Ontology annotation, molecular function: protein serine/threonine kinase activity; protein serine/threonine/tyrosine kinase activity; ATP binding. Gene Ontology annotation, cellular component: nucleus.